Peniophora sp. CBMAI 1063 is the source of this 903-nucleotide messenger RNA. The record is from the annotation of a GenBank genome assembly. Lineage: Eukaryota; Fungi; Basidiomycota; Agaricomycetes; Russulales; Peniophoraceae.
AUGUCUAACAUUGAAGAGAUGAUUGCGCAGUUCUGGAAGAUGAAGGGUAUAGAUGAGAGGCUCAAGGGCGUUACCGAUCGCCACGACGUCUAUCCAGCGAUCGACCCGGCUACCGCGUUCAGCACGAAAGCAUACGAUGGCAAGGUCGUCCUGGUCACCGGAGCAUCAAGAGGGAUCGGCCCCCUCAUAGCGACCUUCUACGCGCGCGCAGGAGCGAAACUCGCACUGGUCGCACGCGAUGCGUCCAACCUCGACUCGGUCAAGAAGACGAUCCAGCAAGAGUCGGACUUAGAUAUUCUCACCUUUGCGCAGGAUGUGAAGGAUACGGAAGCCGCUGCGAAGGCCGUACAGGAGACGUUCGAUCACUUUGGCAGGAUCGAUGUGGUUGUAGCAAAUGCUGGUACUGGGGACAAGUCUGCUCCUAUCGGAGACCGUGAUAUAUCGCGCUGGUGGAACACCAUGGAAGUGAAUCUGCUUGGGACUUUGAACUACGUCGGGCCUGCCCUUAAGCACCUCAAGGAGACGAACGGAUACGUAGUCGGGGUCAGUUCGUGGAGCGCGCUCUUGCGUCAGCCCUCUUCGUCGGACUAUUGCAUCAGUAAGCUGGCACUGAACCGCUUCAUCGAGUUCGUCGCGCUCGAGUACGCCGAUUCCGUCAAGGCCUUUGCCAUCCACCCUGGUGCAGUCUGGACCGAUAUGCCAAAGGGCGCUGGCCUCCCUGAGGUCUUCUUCAUCGACAAGCACGAACUCCCUGCCGCUACUGUUCUGGCGUUGACGUCCGGGAAGUACGAUUGGCUGAGCGGACGCUUCGUUGAUUCAACGUUGGAUCUUGGUGAGGUCGAGCAGAAGAAGGAGGAGAUUCUGAGCAACGACGCGCUCGUCUCCAAGCUUGUCGUUCUCUGA